This is a messenger RNA of Ailuropoda melanoleuca (giant panda), 4278 nucleotides long. RefSeq names its product small G protein signaling modulator 2 (gene SGSM2). The record is from RefSeq and is a predicted model, not a curated record. The coding region runs from base 988 to 4113 and encodes 1041 amino acids. The transcript has 24 exons. Gene Ontology annotation, molecular function: GTPase activator activity. Gene Ontology annotation, biological process: activation of GTPase activity. Lineage: Eukaryota; Metazoa; Chordata; Mammalia; Carnivora; Ursidae.
CUCUAGGCCCUGGAGGGCUUUUUUGCUAUCUGUAUUUUCAUUUUUGGCGCUAUCAAGUUACAUCACUUAGGAAGCUGUUUCUCCAUUCCUGCGAAAGAGGGCUAAGCCCCUCCUCUCACUUAGAUUUGUGCACGUAGCGCCUCAGUUUGCAGCAGCAGGUGUCACCAUUUUGAGCGCCCCUUUCCUUCUCUUGUGGGGCUGUUCAAGUCUACAAGGCGAAUCGCGUGGAAGGCACUUUUCUCACCUUCACGUGCUCCGUACAAGUUCCCGCUGAUGUGUUAUUCCAACCCGUGCCCCCACCUCUCACAUAGCUUCAGGAAGGACGGGAGAGGAGAGCUGGCCUUGAUACUCGAGCCCUCAGGGAUUUAGAAGAACGACGGAGCUCUGGGCUUUCAGCCAGGAGAGUAACGCAGGCUUCCCCGUAGCCGUACUCGAGCCGCGAGGGACCCCUGCCCUUCCCGUCGGAAAAACGAGCGAGUAGAAAUCAAGGAGCGUCUAGCUGGGUUGAGGCCAGCUCCGACGUGAGCAACUUUCCAUCAGCUGUGGGGUCCGUGCCAACCACUCCGCGUAGUGCUGUGCGGAACUGGCUGCAUGCGUUCACAAUGAGGGUUCGCACCCUCGGGGCGGGAGCCUGCGCGUUGCCAUGACAGCGGCACGCGAGGCGCGCGCCCAGGGGCCCGCCACCCCCAGUUGCGCGCAGCCUCCCCCCGCGCCCCGACCCUCCCUCCUCCCAGUGGCAGAGCGCACCCCCCGCCCCCGGCUGUGGGAAGGGGCCGGGCCAGCUGCCUGACGUCUGUGCGGGACUCGGAAGAUGGCUGCGGAGCCCAGCACCGGGUAGUGGCUGCGGCGGCGGCGGCGGGCGGGGAGCGCGGCGGGCGCGGGCUCCGCCUUGCGCGUGGGACGCUGAACUGAGAGGCGCGGAGGCGGCGAGGGCGCGCGGGGGCUUGGGGGGCAGCUCGGAGUCGCCUCCCCGCCACCCGUCGCACCAUGGGCAGCGCGGAGGACGCAGUCAAAGAGAAACUGCUGUGGAACGUGAAAAAGGAGGUGAAGCAAAUCAUGGAGGAGGCUUUCACCAGGAAGUUUGUGCAUGAGGAUAGCAGCCACAUCAUUGCUCUGUGUGGUGCAGUGGAGGCUUGCCUCCUACAUCAGCUCAGACGCUGUGCUGCUGGCUUCUUGUGCAGUGACAAGAUGGCAGCCCUGUUCACCAAGGUGGGGAAGACGUGCCCGGUGGCUGGGGAGAUUUGCCACAAGGUACAGGUGCUACAGCAACAAGUAGAGGGCAGGAAACCCUCGGUGGGCAGCCAGGAUGCCCUGCGGAGACAGGGCUCUGCCAGCGGGAAGGCCCCAGCUCUCAGCCUGCAGGCCUUAAAGCACAUAUGGGUGCGCACGGCGCUCAUCGAGAAAGUGUUGGACAGGGUGAUGCAGUAUUUGGUAGAGAACUGCAGCAAGUACUACAAGAAGGAGGCGUUACUGUCAGAUCCUGUGUUUGGCCCCAUCUUGGCCUCUCUUCUAGUGGGACCAUGUGCCUUGGAGUACACGAAGCUCAAGACAGCUGACCACUACUGGACUGACCCCUCUGCUGAUGAGCUGGUCCAGAGGCACCGUAUCUGGGGUCCUCCUAAUCGCCAGGACUCCCCUGCAAAGCGCCCAGCCCUAGGAAUUCAGAAGCGGCAUUCAGGUGGCAGUGCGUCAGAGGACCGGCUAGCCGCCUGCGCCCGCGAGCACAUAAAGUCCCUGCACCAGAACUCAAGGACGCCUCUGCUCUAUGGCAAGAACAACGUGCUGGUGCAGCCGAAGGAGGACAUGGAGGCUGUCCCUGGCUACCUCUCCUUGCACCAGUCUGCAGAGAGCCUGACUCUGAAGUGGACCCCCAACCAGCUCAUGAAUGGGACUCUGGGAGACUCCGAGCUGGAGAAAAGCAUUUACUGGGACUAUGCCCUGGUUGUUCCCUUCAGUCAGAUCGCCUGCAUCCACUGCCACCAGCAAAAGAGCGGCGGCACGCUCGUGCUAGUGAGCCGGGAUGGCAUCCAGAGGCCACCACUGCACUUCCCACAGGGAAGACACCUGCUGUCCCUUCUGUCCUGCCUGGAGAAUGGGCUGCUGCCCCGAGGACAGCUAGAACCCCCACUCUGGACCCAGCAGGGGAAGGGGAAAGUGUUCCCCAAGCUACGGAAACGCAGCAGCAUGCGGACCACGGAUGUGGAGGAGAUGGGCCCCGGGCGGGCCACAGACUGCGUGUUCCGGAUCAUUUACCCUGGCCACAAGCAUGAGCACAUCACUAUUAACUACCACCACCUAGCGGCCAGCCGCGCGGCCUCGGUGGACGAUGAUGAGGAAGAGGAGGAUAAACUGCACGCAAUGCUCUCAAUGAUCUGCUCGCGGAACCUCACAGCUCCCAAUCCGAUGAAAGAUGCUGGUGACAUGAUCAAAAUGCAGGGCUUUGGGCCCAGCCAGGGCUCCUCCUGCCUCUCCUGCUCCACUCGCAGCUCCCCUUACGCCACCCCCAGCCACUGCAGCUGUGUCCCUGACCGGUUGCCCCUCAGGCUGCUGUGUGAGAGCAUGAAGAGGCAGAUUGUGUCCCGGGCCUUCUAUGGCUGGCUGGCCUACUGCCGCCACCUGUCCACGGUGCGGACCCAUCUGUCAGCACUGGUGCGUCACAACAUCAUCCCCCCUGCCCGGCCCCCGGGGGCCUCAGGGGGCCUCACCAAGGAUGUGUGGAGCAAGUAUCAGAAGGACGAAAAGAACUACAAGGAGCUGGAGCUGCUACGGCAAGUUUACUAUGGAGGCGUGGAGCAUGAGAUCCGUAAGGACGUCUGGCCCUUUCUGCUUGGCCACUACAAGUUUGGCAUGAGCAAGAAAGAAAUGGAGCAGGUGGACUCAGCAGUGACAGCAAGGUACAAGCAGGUGCUGGCAGAGUGGAAGGCCUGCGAGGUGGUGGUGAGGCAGCGGGAACGGGAGGCUCAGCCAGCCACACUCACCAAGUUCUCAUCGGGCAGCAGCAUUGACAGCCACGUGCAGCGCCUCAUCCACCGAGAUUCCACCAUCAGCAAUGACGUAUUUAUCUCUGUGGAUGACCUGGAGCCCCCACAGCCCCUGGGCACUGAAGAUUGCAGACCCGAGCCUGAGCAGGAGCUGGGAGCAGGGCCCCCGGGCACGGCCACGGUGGGACAGCAGCAGUCCGUGGAGUUUGACUCUCCGGACUCAGGACUGCCAUCCUCUCGCAAUUACUCCGUGGCCUCGGGCAUCCAGUUGAGCAUAGACGAGGGGCAGAGCAUGGGCUUCGAGGAGGAGGAUGGCGGUGGGGAGGAAGGCUCCGACGGGCUGGUCCCAGCAGCCGGUGCUUUCUCCGAGCCCCAGGAUCCCAGCCGGCAGAAGGCCUCGCGGGCUAGCGAGCUGGAGGCAGGGGAGGAGCUUGCGGCCGUGUGCGCUGCUGCCUACGCUAUAGAAUUACUGGAUACUAUGGCCUUAAAUCUGCAUUGCAUAGACAAGGAUGUGCCGCGCUGUGAUCGCAAUUACUGGUACUUCACGCCCCCCAACUUGGAGAGGCUCAGAGACAUCAUGUGCAGCUACGUGUGGGAGCACCUGGAUGUGGGCUAUGUGCAGGGCAUGUGCGACCUGCUGGCACCUCUCCUGGUCAUCCUCGACAACGAUCAGCUGGCCUACAGCUGUUUCAGCCACCUCAUGAAGAGGAUGAGCCAGAACUUCCCCAAUGGGGGCGCCAUGGACACCCACUUUGCCAACAUGCGCUCCCUCUUCCAGAUCCUGGACUCAGAGCUGUUUGAGCUGAUGAACCAGAAUGGAGACUAUACCCACUUUUACUUUUGUUACCGCUGGUUCUUGGUGGAUUUUAAAAGAGAGCUGCUCUAUGAGGAUGUGUUUGCUGUGUGGGAGGUGAUCUGGGCGGCCCGGCACAUCUCGUCAGAGCACUUUGUCCUGUUCAUUGCCCUGGCCCUGGUGGAGGCCUACCGUGAGAUUAUCCGGGACAACAACAUGGACUUCACCGAUAUCAUCAAGUUCUUCAAUGAACGGGCUGAGCAUCACGAUGCCCAGGAGAUCCUGCAGAUUGCCCGGGAGCUCGUCCACAAGGUGCAGAUGCUCACAGAGAACAAGUGAGGGCAGCGGCUGACAAGAGCCUGGGCUCUGGGCCCCUGGGCGGCCCAUUGUGUGCCUGCCUUAGUGACUCAGUGGUUUUGUGAGCAGAGUGUGUAUGGUUCUUUUUUGGCUCAGAAACUAUACUCUUCAGUGUUAACAGACCAAUAAACAUAGCAUUUGGCAAUG